AAACUGUCUUCGUUGAGGGCGGAGGCCUACCCCUCCUUGGCCGCGCUCCGCAGGACCAAAGACCAGCUGCGCGCGCUCGCGAGAGCCGUGCUGAGGAGGCCGGUGGAGGCGCAGCUUGAGAGCAAGGACGAAGAGCCAUCAGAACCUCACAUACUCGAAGACCUGCCAGCUCUACUACUAGACAGCGGUCCCCGCGCGAAACUGUCUUCGUUGAGGGCGGAGGCCUACCCCUCCUUGGCCGCGCUCCGCAGGACCAAGGACCAGCUGCGCGCGCUCGCGAGAGCCGUGCUGAGGAGGCCGGUGGAGGCGCAGCUUGGUAAGUAAUCCC
Molecule: messenger RNA, 328 nt
Organism: Ostrinia furnacalis (Asian corn borer)
Lineage: Eukaryota; Metazoa; Arthropoda; Insecta; Lepidoptera; Crambidae
Exons: 3
Source: RefSeq, a predicted model, not a curated record